AUGGCAGCCGGCUGCGUCUCACGCUGGCUGGCGGAGGCAGCAACCGCUGCCGGGAGCUGCCGGACGGGCGGCGGAGAGCCGCGGCGCCUGGCGCUGGUGUUGGGUCUGGCCCGCUGGCGGAACGUGGCUCCCGUCGCCUCUCGCGUGGCCAUGGCACCGCGGAUGGGAAACCGCUUCGGAAUCCGACCGCUUCCCCUCGUCUGGGCGGCCUCGAUUCACAGCAGCUCCUCGACCAGCAGCAAAGAGGAUUAUUACCAGAUUCUGGGAGUGCCUCGCAGCGCCAGCCAGAAGGAGAUCAAGAAGGCCUAUUACCAGCUUGCCAAGAAGUAUCAUCCUGACACUAAUAAGGAUGACCCCAAAGCAAAGGAGAAGUUUUCUCAAUUGGCUGAGGCCUAUGAGGUCUUGGGAGAUGAAGUAAAGCGGAAACAGUAUGACACUUACGGUACAGCGGACUUUGGUUUUGGCUCUGGCUCAGCAGGUUCCGGACAGCAGUACAGGCACACUGGCCCAACUAUUGACCCUGAGGAGCUGUUCAGGAAGAUCUUUGGGGAGUUCUCGCAGUCCCCUUUUGGAGACUUUAGCACCAUCUUUGACCAGCCCCAGGAGUACAUUAUGGAUCUGACCUUCAGCCAGGCGGCAAAGGGCGUCAACAAGGAGAUCGUGGUGCAGAUCAGUGACACCUGCCAGCGCUGUGAGGGCAGAGGGCAUGAACCGGGCACCAGAGUAGUGCAUUGCUCCUACUGCAAUGGGACUGGCACAGAGACGAUAAACACCGGCCCCUUUGUUAUGCGUUCGACAUGUCGGCGAUGCGGUGGGCGAGGCUCAGUUGUAACUAACCCAUGUGUGAUUUGUCGUGGCUCUGGCCAAACCAAGCAGAAGAAGACAGUGAUGGUCCCGGUCCCAGCAGGUGUGGAGGACGGGCAGACCGUUCGGAUGCCUGUUGGAAGGAAAGAAAUUUUCAUUACCUUCAGGGUUCAAAAAAGCUCCGUGUUCCGGAGAGAUGGUGCUGAUAUCCACUCUGACGUCUUCAUCUCCAUAGCACAAGCUGUUCUUGGAGGGACAGCGAGGUCGCCCGGCCUGUAUGAGACGAUCAACGUUAUGAUCCCCCCUGGCAUCCAGGCUGACCAGAGGAUUCGGAUGAGUGGGAAGGGGAUUCCCAGGGUGAACAGCUACGGUUAUGGAGACCACUACAUUCAUAUCAAGGUCAAAGUUCCCAAGAGGCUGACUGAUCGCCAGCGAGCCUUGAUGCUGAGCUAUGCAGAAGAUGAAACUGACGUAGAAGGGACUGUGAAUGGCAUCGCCAGCACAACCACUGGUAAACGUUCCACUGGAAACUAGAUGAUGGAGCAGUAGCAGUCUGGAAGGCGUGAUGCUGGCUUCUUUGGAACCGAAGAUGGACACACGUUGAAGGUGCAUUGACACGUUGAUGGCUCCAUUGAAGGCAGGAGGCCUCUCCUCUAGAUGUCAGAUUGCAGUGUUGUCAACUGGGGGAGUUGUGGAAGGUUGUUGGCCUUCCUGGACUUGUUUCUCUCUGAAUGGAGCUGACUGCUUGGGGGGGGGGGAGGUUGAGGAGCAAAAAUAAAGUGUACCUUGUGCUGAGUA
Protobothrops mucrosquamatus (brown spotted pit viper) is the source of this 1602-nucleotide messenger RNA. It is a transcript of the gene DNAJA3, whose product is annotated as DnaJ heat shock protein family (Hsp40) member A3. Bases 1 to 1338 code for a protein of 445 amino acids. Gene Ontology annotation, cellular component: mitochondrion. Gene Ontology annotation, molecular function: heat shock protein binding; protein kinase binding; ATP binding. The transcript is spliced from 11 exons. Gene Ontology annotation, biological process: response to heat; negative regulation of apoptotic process; mitochondrion organization. NCBI's taxonomy places the organism in Eukaryota, Metazoa, Chordata, Lepidosauria, Squamata, Viperidae. The record is from RefSeq and is a predicted model, not a curated record.